Messenger RNA from Didymodactylos carnosus, 532 nucleotides. NCBI's taxonomy places the organism in Eukaryota, Metazoa, Rotifera, Eurotatoria, Philodinida, Philodinidae. The record is from the annotation of a GenBank genome assembly.
CAUCCAAACACUCCCAUUUUUUCUAGAAUUUUUGUCUUUUUUUGUGUGCUUAAACGCGUUUUCGAAAAAGUUUGUCUGCUUGGGUAGUCUGUUAAAGGAUUUAGAUUCUAGAUUUUUGAGUGAAAGAAAGCAUAUUGUUAGAGUUAGAACACAUCAUGGUCAAAAACUAAGUGAUUUAAAUGAAAAAUUAAAAAAUAAAUAUAAAAGUAUGGUUCAAUCUUCAGAUACUGGAAUUUUUGUUUGUGGCACAAAUUCAAUUAGUAAUUUGAGUGCCAGUAAAUGCAUUGAAGAAGCAGAAAGUAUAAUUAAAACUACAAAAUUGAUUAAUCCAAAUAUGAAUAUAUGUAUGGUAACAAUUCCUUUUCGAUCUCGACCAUUGAAUGAAGGCACUUUUGGUAAAAUCGCAGAAUAUAACAAGCAGUUGAAAUUAUUAUGUUACAGUCAGAAGGUUGAAUUUUUACGUGUCACCUUUGAAAAAGGUAUGUUGUAUGAUAAACUUCAUCCAAACUCAUUAGGUUAUCAGUUAAUGUAA